UUAAAACUGCAAAAUUUUGGUGGAACAGGAUCUGCCAACAAAUUUACAAUAACUGAAUUUGCAUUGGCUGUUAUGCACAGCAUUAUCAGAAGUUUAAAUGGUCCUAAAUUGCAAUGUAAUUAUAAUGAUUCCCUUAGUGGUGAAUACUUCGAUUAUGCAUAUGGCAUUGUGACUACUGGUAUUCAAUGGGUAUUUCUUAUAUUUUCUUCCGAGUUUAAAGUUGCAGCUUUGACUAGAAACAUAUUACAACUAAAUAUAUCAAGCAAAAAUGUAAAUGAAGAACAAUUGGUGAUGAAUCUUGAGAAAAUUUUUGCAGUUAUGUUUGAGGUGUUCUAG
Molecule: messenger RNA, 336 nt
Organism: Entrophospora candida
Lineage: Eukaryota; Fungi; Glomeromycota; Glomeromycetes; Entrophosporales; Entrophosporaceae
Source: the annotation of a GenBank genome assembly